Aspergillus tubingensis is the source of this 1431-nucleotide messenger RNA. It is a transcript of the gene trm5, whose product is annotated as tRNA (guanine) methyltransferase. Bases 1 to 1431 code for a protein of 476 amino acids. The transcript is spliced from 4 exons. The record is from RefSeq and is a predicted model, not a curated record. Lineage: Eukaryota; Fungi; Ascomycota; Eurotiomycetes; Eurotiales; Aspergillaceae. Gene Ontology annotation, cellular component: cytoplasm; mitochondrial matrix. Gene Ontology annotation, biological process: mitochondrial tRNA methylation; tRNA N1-guanine methylation.
AUGGAAAUCGACUCCGAACCCACCCAACCGCUCCGCAGCGACCUCCCCGCCAUGUUCCGUCCUCCAGUGAACCGGGCCAUGAGAGUCCUGGACCGGUCCUUCUUUAAGAAGACGGUACCGAUCUCUGCGGCAGCGAUUUUCAAGACAUCGGAUAUCUCCAAUGUGCGGAAGGAAUUGACCAAGAGCCGGGAUAUGCUUGUGCUGCCGAGAUUGGGCUCCAUCAGGGAGAUUAAGAUCAAUGAUUUGGUGCAUAAGUGUUUGCUGUUGAAGGAGGAUAUCAAGCAUGAUGAUACCGCGACGUGGUCGCCGACGAUUAGUGAGCUUGUGAAGAAGGGAAUGGUUGGCGUUAAGCCUUAUGAUUUGACGUUGGAUUACGAUUACUGGACUUAUGCGGAUAUCAUGUCCUGCAUUCUUCCCGAGGACAUGCUCGAUGAGAUCCCUCAGGGAUUCACGCAAGUCGGCCAUGUUUCGCACCUCAACCUUCGCGAGCAAUACCUGCCUUACAAGCACCUACUUGCCCAGGUCCUGCUGGACAAGAACCCCAACAUCAGCACGGUCAUCCGCAAGACCGAGGAUGUGGGCUCCCAUAGCGAAUUCCGCACGUUCCCCUUUGAGCUGCUGGCCGGUGAGAACAACCUGAACGUUGUCCAGCACGAGCAACACUGCGAGUUCCGGUUCGACUACUCGCGCGUGUACUGGAACAGCCGUCUCGAGACGGAGCACCGUCGUCUCGUGGACAAGUUCCGCCCCGGAGAGAUGGUCUGCGACGUGAUGGCGGGCGUCGGGCCCUUCGCAGUGCCCGCAGGCCGCAAGAAGAUCUUCGUGUGGGCCAACGAUCUCAACCCCCACGGAUACGAGGUGAUGCUGGACGCCGUCAAGCGCAACAAGGCCGACAAGUUCGUCACCCCCUUCAACAAGGACGGCCGCGAAUUCAUCCGCUGGUCUGCCCAGGCCCUCCUGGACUCUCCCCACACCGUGACCAUCGAGCCCAAGGUGCGCAGAAGCAAGAAGGCCGCCGCAGAGGAGAAGGGAGAGGCGCUCCCCGCCCCGGAGGUGUUCCAUCGCCCUAACGUAUUCCAUCACUACGUGAUGAACCUCCCCGGUAACGCGAUUGAGUUCCUCGACGCCUUUGUCGGCGUCUACGCAGGCAAGGAGUCGCUCUUUGCCCCUCACACCUCUCAACCGCUGCCCAAGGUCCAUGUGUACUGCUUCUCGGGCCACUCUGCGGACGAGCACGACGACCAUGUCGAUAUCUGCCAGCGUAUCUCGGAGCGCAUCGGACACACCAUUACCACGGAGGACCGCGUCGGCGGCAGCGGCAACCAGGAGAUCGAUUUGGCCAUCCACAACGUCAGAUUGGUCAGUCCUAACAAGCAGAUGUUCUGCGCCAGCUUCCGUCUGCCAAAGGAGGUUGCAUUCCGCCAAAUCUAA